AUGCCUCUUGGUGGUAAAGGUCCUACGACUAUUGCAGUACUUUCUGCAGAAGCUGUUCUUUCAGCAGCAUUCGUUGCCAUGCGAUUCUACACUCGUAAAGUUAUAAAAGGGGGCGUUGGGAGCGAUGAUUAUCUUCUCAUAAUGACUUGGUUCUUCCAAGCACUCUUCGUGGCCCUCAUGAUUGCCUCAUCGAUCUAUGGCUUCGGACAGCAUACGAAGGACAUCUCGUUAGAUGAUAUUCGAGUGGCUACCAAGAUCGAACUUAUCGGCCAAUUGGUAGUGUCACUUGCGAUGGGUCUUAGUAAGACUUCCGUGGCCAUGUUUCUGAUGCGCAUUAUUAUAACUGUUUGGCAUAGGGUAGUCCUCUGGUUUUGGAUCGUUACUAUGAUGACUUGGUCUUUGUUGUUAGCUAUUUCUUGCUUCGCCCAGUGCACCCCAGUAGAGUCAAUUUGGGAUGAGCGCAUCAAGACCAAAUCUUGCCCCUUGAAUCUAACCAAUAUCGCAUUUAUAAUGUGUUCUUGGUCUGCUGCGAUGGAUUUCUUCCUGGCUGCAUUUCCCUGGGCUAUCCUUUGGAAUCUUAACAUGCAGAGGAGAGAGAAAGUAACGAUCUGUGUAUCCCUUAGCUUAGGAAUAUUCGCAGGAGUUUGCGGCAUUAUCAGGACCUCAGGACUCGCAGUAUUAAGCCAGACAGCUGAUUACCUUUAUGCCACUGCCGACUCUGUCAUGUGGACGAGUAGUGAGUUAACCAUCACGAUUGUUUGCGUAUCCGCCCCGGUACUUCGACCACUUUGGAGGAAGCUUGUUGGCAGGACCAGCACAGAUCAAUCUUAUGGGAAUAGCGACAGAUCUAACGAGAUCAUGACCAUUGGAAGAAUAAGAAAAGCGAGAAAAACGGAUACGGAACUUGCUUUAGAUACCAUUCCUCGACCGGACAUCAAGAAUACGCGCACGACAGCAAUCGGUACAAAUAGGGGUAACUUGAAUACGGGUAGCCAACAGAGCAUCUUGCGGAACAGCCAGGCUAUCCAGAAGACGAAGGAAUUUACCAUCUCUUACGAGGAAUGA
Messenger RNA from Annulohypoxylon maeteangense, 1065 nucleotides. RefSeq lists its product as uncharacterized. The transcript is spliced from 6 exons. Lineage: Eukaryota; Fungi; Ascomycota; Sordariomycetes; Xylariales; Hypoxylaceae. The record is from RefSeq and is a predicted model, not a curated record. The coding region runs from base 1 to 1065 and encodes 354 amino acids.